UUCAGCAAAAUGGCAGUUGUACUCACAGUGCUGGUGUUAUUCUUAGCUGGUUUUCUUGCUGGAUUUAUAUUGUUGGUCAUGGGGGCAAUUAAUUUUGAUUUUUCCAACUCAGAAAUUCCUCCUGGAGUGAACCAGCCUGCAAAGCUCCGAAUCAUUCAUAUAAUUUUAAUAUGCACAGCUGUGGUGGGAAAGAUUUUGGAAAACAUUGGCAUCUGCACUCAGGUGAAUUUUGUACGGUACAUGCAAGGAAGAAAGACUCUGGGGGCGGACGCGAAGCUCUUCAUCAAGGAUCUGUGGUUUGAGAAAGUGCCUGUAAGGAUUUACCAGCCUAAGGCUCCAUCUGCCAGCCAAAGGAGAGGAGUUAUGUUUUUUCAUGGAGGAGGAUGGGUAUUCGGAAGUCUUGAGACCCACGAAAAUCUGUGCCGCUUUAUCGCCAGAGAAAGUGAAUCUGUGGUUGUAUCUGUGGGGUACCGUUUAGCCCCUGAGCACAAAUACCCCGCUGCAUACGAAGACUGUCUGAACGCCACCCAGCACUUCCUGCAGCACCUGGAGCACUACGGCGUGGAUCCUGCCCGGGUCAUUGUCUGCGGGGACAGUGCUGGGGGCAACCUGGCAGCUGCUGUGAGCCAGACCCUGGCAGGCAGGUCAGACUUCCCCAAACUCCGUGCUCAGAUCCUGAUCUAUCCAGGCCUUCAGGCGCUGGACUUCAAUUUGCCAUCUUAUCAACAAAAUCGGGGAGUCCCUCUGUUAUUCCGGGAACGUGCUGCUUUCUACAUGUUGCAGUAUCUAAACGGAAAUGCAACAAAUCUGGAAGAGGUCUUGGAAGGUUCCCAUAUUUCUGUAGAUAUUCAACUAAAUUAUAGGAAGUGGGUGAGUCCAGACAACAUCCCUGAAAAAUUUAAGGUCAGAGGCUACAAACCACGUGUGCUACUUGACUGUACAACUGAAGUUUUUGAGAAAGUGAAGAGAUUCUGUGAGCCCAUGCUGUGCCCGCUGCUGGCUGAAGACACAAUUCUUCAGCAGCUGCCAGAAUCUUUCAUCCUGACCUGCGAGUAUGACGUGCUGAGGGACGAUGGCUUGUUGUACAAGAAGAGGCUGGAGGACAACGGGGUUCAAGUGACCUGGUGCCACCUCGAGGAUGGAUUCCAUGGAAUCAUAAGCUCAUUUAAUAGUGACUGGUUGUCAUUUCCAGCUGGAAAAAGGGGUCUUGAUAAUAUUGUGGAUUUUCUAAGAAGCUUAUAGCAACAUUUGUCUCUGUUUCUGUAAGAACUGCCAAAUUUCUGCCACCUUUUAUGCUUCUAAAUUCCAUAUAAGAAGUUCAGAUAGGAACAUUUGAUAAGAAGCAAUUAGCCAGUGUGAUUACCAUAAAGAUGUUUCAAGAAUACUAUGAAAGUUUCUUUUAGAGCUGUUUGAAGUAGUCCAUGCACAGUCUGCCUAUUUUAAUCAUCUGUUUGGACUACACACUUGCUACUCUCUCAGUACAUAUAAAAGAUGCAGUAAAAUUUUAAGCCAACA
Molecule: messenger RNA, 1515 nt
Organism: Corvus hawaiiensis (hawaiian crow)
Lineage: Eukaryota; Metazoa; Chordata; Aves; Passeriformes; Corvidae
Product: arylacetamide deacetylase-like 4
Exons: 4
Coding region: 10-1242 (410 amino acids)
Cellular component (GO): membrane
Molecular function (GO): carboxylic ester hydrolase activity
Source: RefSeq, a predicted model, not a curated record